AAAAAAAAAGUCAAACGUUUGAGAGAAGGAAGAGAUGAGACAGGGGCAGCCUCAAUGACAAAGCAGCCUGUCCCUAUUGGUGAUCAGUGUGAGAGAAGCAGGGGCGUCUGGAUGGACUGUGUAAAUGGAAGCAGACAGUGUGGAGAUGUCUCUUUAGAGAGAGAGGAUUGAGAGUGCUGUGCAGGAGGGGGGCGAGCGGACGUAUGGAAAGGGGGGGAAAGGAUUGGAGUCUGGAGCCAUGUUUAUGGUGCUGAUCUUGCAGCCUCGACAUUAGCACACGUCGCUGUUUCGCAGACCUGGGCCGCCGCCGAUUUCACACUUUCAUUUUUGUCAUUUGCAUUGGGGUUUUUUUGGGGUUUUUUUUGCCCUGUGUUUUUGGAUUCCAGUUGGAUGCCCAGCGGAGAAUUUGCAAAGCCAUGCUUUACGGAUCCAUAUGGCACAGGACGGGUUAAGGGGAGGAGAUAACGACCUGAAGUGGUCUGUGUGAAAGAGCUGAAAAUGAGUGGCCUUGGGGACAGUUGCGCAGAUCCUGCGAGCCAGGAGCGCAAGAGGAAAGCCUUGCCAUGCGACCCAGCACAGAGCACCGAAAAGCGACGCCGGGAACAGGAGAACAAGUACCUGGAGGAGCUGGCCGAGCUGCUGUCGGCAAAUAUUGGGGAUAUAGACAGUCUGAGUGGGAAGCCGGACAAAUGCAAGAUCUUGAUAAAGAGAAUGGACCAGAUCCAGCAGCUGAAGAAGAAGAAGCAAGAGAAAGGAACAGACGAUGAUGUUCAAAAAUCCGACAUCUCAUCCAGUUGCGGUGGAGUGAUUGAGAAGGAGUCCCUGGGUCCUCUGCUUUUAGAGGCUCUAGAUGGAUUCUUCUUUGUCGUGAACCAAGAAGGUAGAAUUGUCUUUGUGUCAGAAAACGUGACAAACUACCUGGGCUACAAACAAGAGGAGCUGAUGAAGGACAGUAUCUAUAGUAUCCUGCACGUGGGAGACCAUGAGGAGUUUGUGAAAAACCUCCUCCCCAAAUCUCUAGUCAAUGGGGGUCCCUGGUCCCAGGAGGCCAACAGAAGGAACAGCCACACGUUAAACUGCAGGAUGCUGAUCCGACCCCCGGAUGAUCCAGGGGCUGAGAACCAAGAAGCCCGGCAACGGUACGAAGUGAUGCAGUGCUUUACUGUGUCUCAACCGAAAUCCUUCAAAGAAGAAGGAGAAGAUUUCCAGUCCUGUUUGAUCUGCAUUGCGCGGAGGUUACCUCGACCUGCACCCACCACCUCUUUAGAAUCGUUCAUCACCAAACAGGAUGCUACAGGAAAAAUCAUCUCCAUUGACACCAGUUCCCUGCGAGCCUCGGGCAGCCUGGGCUGGGAAGAUCUGGUGCGGAAAUGUAUCUAUGCCUUCUUUCAGGCACAGGGCACCGAACCAUCGUAUGCCAAGCAGCUGUUCCAAGAAGUGAUGACAAGAGGAACCGCCUGCAGUCCAUCGUACAAAUUCACGCUGAGCGACGGGACGGAGCUCAGUGCUCACACCAAGUGUAAACUCUGCUAUCCGCAAAGCCCCGAUGUUCAGCCCUACAUAAUGGGAAUCCAUAUCAUUGAAAGGGAUCAGAGCCCUCUUUGUACUCAAGAAAACACUAACUCAGGAAUGUCACUACCCCACCUCAGCCCUUCAGUGAACCUCACCAUUUCCCCAGCUCAAGGGAUGCCCUUUUCUUCAACAACCUCCCCGUCCAGUGGCAGCAUGCUCACCUCCAGUGUAAACCAGCAUCAAGUCACUGGCAUUCAUAAUAGCAACAGCUCCAACACCAGCCAAGCAAACUUUGGGUGUUCUCCUGGAAGUCAAAUUGGAACCAAUGUUGCCUUAAGUCUGGGGCAGGCAGGGCCCCAAAACAGUAACAAUCUCAACCUCAACAAUUCCCCCAUGAGCAGUCCCGGAAUAAGUCCUCCACAGUUCAUGUCUCCAAGGCCACGGGCUAGUCCAGGACUGAUUUCUCGGUCUAGGGCAUCAGGUAAUCCCUUUUCUCCCCCCAUGCCUGCCAUGCACUCCCCAGUAGGUAUCUCCAACAGUGGCUGCAACAACAAUAACAACAGACCUUUCUCAAAUGUUCCCUUAAAUUCCAUGCCUGUGGUGAAUGACCCUAACACCCCUUUAGGAUUUUCUUCUCCCUCCCCCGGCAUGACAAACAAUGUAUCAACCACCAACAAUGGCAGAUUCUUUUCCAAUACCCCAAUGAACACUGUUCAGGGGAUUAAUGAAGGACCCAACCCAACUGUUGGAUAUUCCACUACAUCCUCUGUACUGCGUCAGUUGAACUCACAGAACUCCCCAGGGCGUCUCAAUAUGCAGCCCAUAAAAAUGGAGCUGAAGGACAAUAGUAAUGGCAAUAGCAGUGACAGGGCCGUGGAGGGCGAGACUAAACCAUUUUUGGCCGCCUCCAGUAACAAACUUGUACAGCUGUUAGCAUCAACAGCAGAGCAGCAGUUGCGAGAUGUGGACACUAAUUGCCGGGACCCUUUAACUUGUCCUGUUGUCACUAACACAAACUGUGGAAGUUCUUCAAGUGGAACAUGUCCUUCAUCUCACAGCUCUUUGACGGAACGUCACAAGAUAUUACAUCGGCUCCUUCAGGAAGGGAGCCCUUCAGACAUUAAUAACUUAUCUCUAGAUCAUGAAAAGAAAAACACUGGCUCAGCCAACAACCAAGCUCCAGGAGGCCUGUCGGAGGUCAAAAUGGAGUCUGAGAGUGACAAGAAAAAGGACUCCAAAGAUCACCAGCUCUUGCGCUACCUGUUGGACAAGGAUGAGAAGGAGGUGAAGCCUUCUUCUGCUCUGACUCUGGAUGAUGUGAAAGUAAAAGUGGAGAAGGCUGAACAGGUUGACCAAUGCAGCUCCACUCCCGCCACAUUGAUGAAGUCUGGUCAAGAGGAUAUAAAAAUAAAGACACAAGACCAGUUUGCAGAUGAAUUUGACCAACUCGAUCAGUUGUUGCCUACACUGGCCAAAGCAGCCCAACUCCCUGGGAUUGUGUCUGACCGGACAGAUAACAGUGUCUCAUUAAAAGCGGAGAUGUUACCCUCGUCGCUACAAACUGGCACUGUGGCGAGAACCCCUACCCGACUAAACAGCUUUAAUGGAAUGAACAGCAACCAAUCCCCAUUCAGAUUCUGUGACCCUAUGGACCAUGUGCAGUUGGAUCUGAACCCAUUUCCAGCUCCAAAUGAUUCUAGUCCACGUUCAGGGCUAACACCGGAGCAGGGGCGAGGUGGGGUGUCUGACCCCAAUGCUUUUCAAUCAGACCCUGGCUUGCCAGAUCCUGACCUUGGAAUCACCGACCCACAGUUUGGGCAGCCAGGAAUUGUGGACCAGAUGCCCUGGAAUGACGGCUUGACGCCCGUGAACCGGAUCACCCCGAGUUCCCAGGAAGAGAUUGACGACUUUCUGUGCCCCCCCACCACGGCCGAGGGUCGGAAUGAUGAGAAGGCUCUAUUUGAGCAGCUCGUGUCCUUUCUCAGCGGCAAAGACGAGACAGAGCUGGCGGAACUAGACCGAGCCUUGGGAAUUGACAAACUAGUCCAGGGAGGAGGUCUGGAGGUGGUACAUGAUCGUUUUCCUCAGCAGUCGUCCAUUGCUUCAGUCAUGAUGGAGCAGAAGCCAGGCCUCUAUCCCCCCCAGCAGUAUCCUUCUCCUUCACCCAAUCCAAGCCUCCCCUUCUUCAAUAUGGUCAGACAGAAGACUUCAUUUGGGACUGUCCAAGUACAACCUCCUCAGCCUCGUGGACCCUACGCCAACACCAUGGCAAUGCCCCCACGGCAACCUCUGGUCCGCUCAGUAACUGCCUCCAACCAACUACGACUGCAGCUGCAGCAGCGAUUACAGGGGCAGCAACAGGUUCUCCACCAGAAUCGGCAAGGCAACCUGAACCAGUUUGGAGUAGUCAACACAGUGGCCAUGGGUAUGAGGCCCGGCAUGCAGCAAACCAUUUCUGCCCAGCAGCCCCCGCUCAACGCUCAGAUGUUGGCCCAGCGACAGAGGGAACUGUACAGUCAGCAGCAUCGGCAGAGGCAAUUAUUGCAACAAAGAAGCCUCCUCAUGAGGCAACAAGGCUUUGGCAACAAUCUGCCCCCUGCCGGAAAUCUGCCCAUCACUCGGCUCCCCCAGGGCCCCCCACAACAAUUCCCUUAUCCUCACAGCUACGCCACCAACCCUGGAAACCCUCCCCCCUCCACCAGUCCCUUCUCCCCUUUGACCACGACCCCCGAGGCCGCGUUACAGAACCGCGCCGGAGGAAAUGGAGGCGGUAUCAUGAACAGGGGCAUGAUGGGAGGACAGUUUGGCUCUGGGAUCAAUCCUCAGAUGCAGCAAAAUGUCUUCCAGUAUUCGGCAACGGGUAUCAGUCAACAAGGGGAUCCAACGUUCGCACCAUCGCUCAGCCCCACCAGUCCUCUCAUGUCCCCCCGUAUUACCCCCUCUCAGAGCCCAAUGCUUCAACAAACCCCGUCCACACCCGGGUACCAGUCACCUGAUCUCAAGACUUGGCAACAGAGCCCACUGGGCAACUCUGGUGUUUAUAGCCAAGGGGGACAGACGCAGCCCCCAAAUGGCCAGCAGGGAAUGUACAACAACAUGAGCAUCACCGUGUCCAUGGGAGGGGGCAACGCAGGAGUCCAGAAUGUGAAUCAAAUGACGGGACAGAUGCAGAUGAGUUCCCUCCCCAUGUCCAACAUGAACUCUAUGUGCAGCGAAUCGCAGGUGAGUGAUCCAGCACUGAGACCCGGUGGGCUGUACUGCACCCAGCUUUCCUCUACAGACCUGCUGAAAGCAGAGCCAGAGACGGGCCAGGUGCAGCAGGUGCAGGUAUUUGCCGACGUCCAGUGCACGGUAAAUUUGGUGGGUGGUGACCCCUAUAUUAAUCAGCCGGGAUCCAUGACGUCUCAGAAGACAACGACGGGGCCCCAGACACCUCAGGCUCAGCAAAAGAGCCUCUUACAGCAACUGCUCACUGAAUGAAGUGGCCCCUGGAUAGCCACGCGAGAGCCACGGAGAGUAACAGCACGAGCUAUAGAGAUAUAUAUAUUCUGUACUUUUGCGGUGAUUUCCAAACCUCAAACUGCCGCCUAUUAAAGGGGUCAAAAGUCUUGUGCCGCAGAGACACGUUCCUGACUGUAGGACAAAGGCCGGACUUGUUGCCGCAGUUCUGUUUUACAUUUCCCCUGAUACCCUGACCCCCCACUUUGGAGAAGGCUUGGAGGGCGUCAGACAUUUGCAAAGAAGGACAGAGUUUUGCAGGGCUGGACAAUCGGACCCCGGGUCCCCAUUUCGAGCCAAAUGACAGAUGAAACUUAUUUUUGUACGGCAGUCGCUGUGAUGACACUGAAUGGUUCUGGGUGCAAAUGCUCGGAGAGAAUGUCGCAUGGGAACUCAGUUUCAGCUGGUUCUGUAACUGAUAUGGAACCCCCCGAAGAGGAGGAGGAGAAGAGGAGGGUUCUGGGUAAAUUACGGGUGGCGGGGAUGGGGGAAAUAAGAGAAAAGUAUAUAAAUAUAUAUAUUAUACCGAGGUAAAGCGCAUCUUUGUUGCAGCUGAAGUGCAUUUGUAGAGCUAUCUCUGGCUUGUAUGUACAAUCAUGUUUUUCUAAGUGGGAGCCAUUGCUUUGCGCACCUUUUUAGGGCCUGUUUUUAACCCCUUUGCUGCUGGCGCAGCAGUCGGGCAGCCCGCGAUUUUCAUGAGGUUCAUGAAUUUCUUCGGAAAAAACAAACAAAAAAAAAACAAAAAAAAAGAGAAAAAUCUUUUUGCUUACGAUCAUCAUAAUCGGUUAUUUUUAGUUUUUCCAUCAAUUAUCCAUAGAGAUGAGUGGGGUUUUUUGGCUUACGAGUUACAGGACUCGCUCCAUGUGGGGGCUGGGGUGAUGGUUUGGGACUGGUUUGGCAAGGGCUGCGUUUGUAUUUGAACCAUCAGCAGAUUAGCAACAAAAAACUCAUGUAUGACAAUGUUUUUGUCUCUGAAACAACAUGGAUAAGCCAUAGGGCUCAUUCAGUCCUUAACUCAGCACGUCAGCCAUGUUUGUUUCAUGUCCUCAAGGCUCUUCCCUCAAGAGUCAUUGGGAUGAAACCAAACCAACUUCUGUUUAGGGGGUUGGUGCAUGUAAACUAUAUAAAGCUCUAAUGCAUAAUACCUUUCAUCUUGUUCUAAAUAUAAGGGCGUAAGUGAUCUCAUUAAAAUAUAGAAACAGCCAACAAAAGUUGAUUGUAGAGGGAAAAAAAGAGUUUGGCCUAUUGUACCAUGUGCUGAUUGGGUUCUGUUGAUUUUGGUCAGACAGAGAUGAGGACUUUCUACAUGGAGCCGACACGAGCAAGAGAUUGUGCCUAUAGUAACAGUGGGAUAAUAGUCUCUGGGAAGGGAGUGUGACUGUGGGAUAGCAGGUAUAGUAGGGAGAGAUGGUGUCUAUAGU
Messenger RNA from Xenopus laevis (African clawed frog), 6431 nucleotides. It is a transcript of the gene ncoa1.L, whose product is annotated as nuclear receptor coactivator 1 L homeolog. The record is from RefSeq and is a predicted model, not a curated record. The transcript is spliced from 21 exons. Gene Ontology annotation, biological process: regulation of DNA-templated transcription; positive regulation of transcription by RNA polymerase II; cellular response to hormone stimulus. Gene Ontology annotation, cellular component: nucleus; transcription regulator complex. Gene Ontology annotation, molecular function: protein-lysine-acetyltransferase activity; protein dimerization activity; transcription coactivator activity. The coding region runs from base 499 to 4992 and encodes 1497 amino acids. Lineage: Eukaryota; Metazoa; Chordata; Amphibia; Anura; Pipidae.